CUACCCUCCUCUUAAUGAGUUCUUAAUUAGUUCUUUUCUUUCUUCUUGAUGUCUAUCCCACAAAUUUUCUUCUCCGUUUUGCUGUUAUUAUCUGUGACAGGCUCGUAUCAGAGUGCCAGACACAACCAGUCUGAGUUCUUUGAUCUCAUGAAGAAGUCCCUGAAAGGGGACUUCAUGGCUAAUUGGGACGGAAAACCUCUUUGCAACUAUUCAGGGAUCAGAUGCGAUGACCAUGGUGAUGUUUUCCAGAUUGAUAUCUUUGGGCGGUCAUUAUUUGGCCGGUUCCCAGAAGAUGUCUGUACUUAUUUGCCAAAGCUGCGAUUCCUUCGCCUCGGCCGCAAUCAUUUCCAUGGAAGUCACUUCCCUGCCAGCAUCACCAACUGCUCUGUCCUAGAAGAGCUAAACAUGACCCGCACAUAUGUAACAGGCACAUUGCCGGACCUGACGCCUAUGCAAGCUUUGAGGUCGCUUGAUCUGUCCUACAACCUCUUUACAGGUGCGUUUCCUAUGUCGGCAAUCACCAACCUCAGCAAUAUCCAAGCUCUCAACUUUAAUGAGAAUGGCGGUUUUGACCCCUGGCAACUCCCUGCUAACCUAUCUGGGCUGAGAAAGCUCAAGUACAUGGUCUUAACGACUUGCAAUUUGCAUGGAAAGAUUCCAGCGUCAAUAGGGGAGAUCACGCAUUUGGUGGACCUUGAAUUGAGUGAUAAUGCUAUGGUGGGGAAGAUUCCUGUCGAGUUGGGGAUGUUAAGGAAUCUUGAAAUGCUUGAGCUUUAUUACAACCAAUUUGAGGGCGAAAUUCCAGAGGAACUAGGAAACCUGACUAAUCUCGUAGACUUGGAUCUGUCUGGGAACAGGUUGACAGGUAUAAUCCCAGACUCCAUUUCUAAGCUUCCGCAUUUACAGGUCCUACAAGUGUACAACAAUACUCUCUCUGGAAAAUUUCCUUCUCACCUAGCUAACUCCACAACCUUAAGAAUCUUGUCUCUUUACACCAAUUAUCUGUCCGGGGAAAUCCCAGAAAACUUUGGGACAUCAUCAGCUCUGGUUGUGUUAGACUUGUCAGAGAAUCAAUUCUCUGGAAAGCUACCACCACAUCUGUGUAGCAGAGGUCAGUUGAAGUACAUGCUUUUACUUCAGAAUUUUUUCUCAGGAGAACUGCCGGCAACUUAUGGUAAGUGUCAGGUUCUUGUCCGGUUUAGAGUGAAUAACAAUUUACUGGAUGGUCAGAUACCUGAAAUAAUAUUUGGUCUUCCCCGAGCUUCCAUCAUUGACCUGAGUUAUAAUCGGUUGAAUGGUUCGAUACCAACCACAAUCAAGAACGCCAAGAACUUGUCAGAACUGUUCAUUCAGGGCAAUAGAAUAUCAGGCUUGCUUCCACGUGAGAUCUCCAGGGCUAUCAACCUGGUGAAGAUUGAUGUCAGCAAAAAUCUUCUUUCAGGUCCGAUACCAAAUGAAAUUGCAUACCUGAAAAGGCUCAAUGAGCUAAAUCUGCAUGGAAACAGGUUCAACUCUUCCAUCCCCGAGACAUUAUCUUCACUGAAAUCAUUGAUCUAUCUGGAUUUGUCGAACAAUCUUUUGUCAGGAGGAAUUCCACAAAGUCUUGCUGAACUGCUACCGAAUCCAAUGAACUUCUCAAACAAUAUGCUCUCAGGUUCUAUUCCUUUAUCCUUCAUCAAGGGAGGUGUAUUGGAUUACUUUACUGGCAAUCCUGGACUAUGUCUCCAGCACGACUACCCCUAUCCUAGCACGUCACUGAUCGCCAAGUUCCGACCCUGCUCACAAUCUCACAAUCUCAAAAUAACAAAAAUCAUUUCAGAGGUAGUUGGGGGGACUGCAGUGUGCUUUGUCAUUUUCGGAAUCAUCUCUUUUCUAAAGCAAUGGUUCUGCAAAAGAAGAGACAUUGCAUGCCAAGAAGAUCAGAAACUGUCAUCUUCAUUUUUCUCCUACGAUGUCAAGAGUUUCCACACGCUCAACUUCGAGGAACGGGAGGUUUUCCAAGGAGUGAUUGAGCGGAACAAAGUGGGAGAGGGAGGAUCGGGGACGGUGUAUAAAGUGAGGCUGAGCAACGGAGAAACCAUAGCUGUGAAGAAGCUUCGAAGCCAGAAUGGUGUGAUUCUGGAUAGGGAAUUAAAAACAGAAGUUGAGACUCUAGGCAGUAUACGCCACAAGAACAUUGUGAAGCUGUAUUGCUACUUCUCUGGCCUGGCUUGUAGCUUGUUGGUUUACGAAUACAUGCCAAACGGGGACCUAGGUGAGGCUCUCCAUGGAGGAAGUGUCACUUUAGAUUGGCCGAUUCGCCACCAGAUUGCCCUUGGGAUUGCACACGGUUUGGCUUAUCUACAUCAUGAUCUUCAACCCCCAAUUGUACACAGGGACAUCAAACCCACUAACAUCCUGCUAGACGUUGAUUAUCAGCCCAAAGUUGCAGAUUUCGGAAUUGCCAAAGUUUUGCAAGCAAGAGGAGGCAAGGAUUCAAUUUCUACAGUCAUUGCUGGGACAUAUGGUUACCUGGCACCAGAAUAUGCAUACUCUGCCAAGGCAACCACGAAGUAUGACGUUUACAGUUUCGGGGUGGUGCUGAUGGAGCUGAUAACAGGGAAGAAGCCACUGGAAGCAGAAUUCGGAGAAAACAAGAAUAUUGUAUACUGGGUUUCAAGAAAGGUGGAGACAAGGGAAGGAGCAUAUGAUUUGUUGGACAAGCGAGUCUCCAAUUCAUUCAAGGAAUGUAUGAUUAAGGCACUCCGUAUAGCCGUGCAUUGCACAUACAGGACACCUGCCCUACGCCCCACCAUGAAUGAAGUUGUCCAGCAUUUGAUGGAAAUCUCUAAUGUUCAGCCAAAACAGACCACGACUGUGAAGAAUUUCAAGUGUUCGGAAACAGAGUAUGCUAUCAGUGUGGUGGGAGAUGAAGAGAAGAAGAUCAUAAGAAAUAAAGAUGCAAAUUCCACCCCUAGACAAGAUAAGGAGGGGACCGAGCUAGUCAAACUCUGAGAAAUUAACUUCAUCAUUGAUGAUACUACUAAUGAAUACAAGCCCUCAAUUUUUGGUCAACAGGAUCGAGAAUCAUACGUAGUAGUAUUUAUAAGUCAGUGCCAAUUUUUUUAGGUAAUCCACUGUGGUGUUUAAGGUCCUUAUCAUGUUAUGCCUUUUUUGUUGCCUGGUCUUUACUGAAUACCAUGGAAGAUUUCUCUCAAAGUGUAUGGGCGCCUAUUUGAGCCCGAAGUUUUCCGCACACUGUCCAAGAUUAUUAGUAUGGCAAAACAACAUAAAAAAAAAAAUCAAAACAAUCUGCCGUGCAACAGAAUCUUAUUACUUGUUUGAAGUCAUUUUGUUGAGGAUGGGAUAAUGUUUCAAACAUCUUCUGUAGAUACCUCUCCGCAAAACGGAAGAUUCAAAUGUAAGAGCUGUCACAUUUUAUAUGUUGCCAAGGUGUACCUUGCCCAAUCAGCAUAAAAAAAGCAUUUAAGUAUGUAACUGAAGAUCACUAUCAAUGUCCAUCCCUACUCUUGGUCACGUUAUCGGGCAAAAGAGACUCUACUGUGACUGGACAAGAAACGGGAUAGUGUCCAUCCCUACUAUCAAUAAUACUCACAACUCUUGUUCUGUAGUGUUUAGUUUAAAGGAAGCUUCCAUUUAACCAUGGACUAAAAAGAAAGGUUGGGAUUGAUUUAUUUGUGAGUUAUUUUAGGGGUCAUAAUAAUAGGACUGCGUUUCAUUUACUUGUGAUAUUGUAAACAUGUUACGAUAAAAUAGGAGGGCCAUAUUUUAUUCAUAAGAUAAAUUGCGAACAAGGUGGCACAUAUAACAUAUUGCUAUUAGUAUUGUUCUAUUGUUUGUUCUGGGUCAAGUUCGGAGUGGCUUUCCCAUGAUCCAUUGUAGUUUAUCUUUAGUAUUCUUCUUUUGGAUUAAUGAAAUCAAUAAAGGUUGAAAAUGGCAUCAUUUUUGGGAUAUUAAAUGUAAGUCAUUUUUUGAAUUUCAGUUAUGUAUGUAUUUAGUUGGCCUUUUUGUGAAAUGGAAUAUAAGUAGUGUCUAUAUGUGUAGAUUUGUAAGCUUCCGUACCCCUUUAUAUAGAUCCAAUACAAAAAGUUUUGAUUGAUCUAUCAGGCCAAUGCCGCAUUUUGAGCUGCGGAACAGAGGCAUUUUCAUCUGAUGGACUAAUGCGUUAAGCAUCAGCCUCAGCGCAUAGUGAGCAGUAAGCCUCAGCCCUGAAGACAUGUAAUCCAAUUUUAAAUGUGUAAAUGAAGUAUAUAUGGAAUUAAUAACAUAAGUCACUAUUGGGUUGGCCUACUAAUGUAGUAUCGCAUAAUACUACUCCCUCCGUCCCAUUUUGGUUGUCCUACUUUCCCUUUUGGGUUGUCCCAAAAUGAAUGUCUUAUUUCUUUUUUUGGCAAGAAAUAUGUGGUCUUUAUCAUUUUACUUUAUUCUACUCAAAUCUCAACCACAACUUUUACUUUUCAACCACUUUAUUAAUAACCAUGCCAAAUUGAAAGUGGACAACCAAUAUGGGACGGAGAUAGUAUUAAACUUCAGAGCUGGUAGCCUGGUAGCACACACUCAACAUGGUCAAACAGGAAAAAAAAUAGCGCCUCAAUAUGAACUAAAUGUCAGGCAGCAGCACAACCUGAUCAGUAGAGCAUUCAACACUAAAAAAACAAGAAUAAAACCGAGCAAAUGGAAGGUAGCAACAGCAUCCAGCAUCACAUAUAUCUCGGAGUGAAAUUUAAAUGACCCUCUUACAAGAGAUAGGACAUUACCUUCCACCUGAGAGUGUGAAAUAAGGGAUAUAGAAAAAAAAAAUUGUAUCAUUCACUAUUCAGUAAUAACUUCAAUAUAAAUACAAUCUUGAUAUAAUGAUAUGCAACUAUAACUUUUUUUCAAAAAAUAUUUUUCUAAUACUAACUUGCUAAUUUAUCUAUGAAAAGCAUUUUAUAACAUAUGCUUCUACAAAAUCUACAUACAUCAAUAUUAUCCACCUAAUGAAGCUCUUGUUGUAACAUGGAACAAAAAAAGUAUCAAUUUCUAAUUUCGAGUCCACCAUUUCACCUUCUAAGGUGGUGGAGGGAACGUUCACUGACCAAAGAAACAAUAACAAGAAUGAAGGGUAGGUUCUCCUGUAAGGAAGCACCCAUGCUGAUUACUAAAGUAUAUACUAUAUAUUACCUCCUCCAUCCGGCAAAGACUUACAAAUAUAUUUAUCUAAGAUAAUGUUUUAUUUUGACUUUCUAAAUAGUCCUUACUUUAUGUUAAAUCAAGCAAAAAGUAAGCAAAAUUUAAGAGUAGUUGUUAGUUUGUGACAUUGCCUAUUAUAAAGUUUCUUUCUAAAGAAACAGGAACUUCAUUUUCGGGAUGGAGGUAGUAUCUUUUUGGUACAUCCCCGAGGAACUGCUAAAGUAUCAGUCAGAUGAUUAUGGUUUGCACUACUUUUUAGUCUUUUAAUCUUUAAUUGUUUCCAAUAAAAUGUAUAAUGGGAGUUGUGCUAUAACAAUAAUAAUAGAUAUCGUGUGCUCUCACUCUAUAAGUUCAACUAAAAUGCACACUUUUGUGGCAAAAAUUGAAAUCUAACUAAACAAAAAUAAUAAUCAAACAGUAAUAUUCAAAGAUAAAAUUCAGAUAUUUCAAUGUACUACACACUCUUAAUGCUUAAAUAUACCGAGACAAAACACCAGACUUAUAAAAACACAAAAUAUACAGCCAUGAAGGUUAUUAUAAAUAUAAAAUAUACAUAUUGAAAAAUUGCAAAAUUAGUACUCACUCCGUUCCAAAAUGAUGGUCUUGUUUCCUUUUUGGUAAGAAACUAAAAGUGGAUUAUCAUUUAUACCCCUACUUUCCCGAUGACCAAUAAAAGUAAAAGGAAGAACCGUACAAUAAAAUAAGGUUCUUUAGUAAUUAAUAAUUAAAAAUGCAUGCACUUAUCUGAAACAUAAAAAUGAGAUUUGUAGAGUGGUGCUUAACUCAGAUCUUCUAAAGUAGAGGACUUAUAAAAAAUAUGUAGGGUGAUGCUCGAGAAUAAUAUACAUCUAAAAUUUCAUUGAUGAUAAACACAUCUAAAAUUGGGUUCAUAUCUGGAAAAUGAAACAAAUUAAUUAGUAAUAGUUUGUAAUGGGAGUUGAAGCAGGGAAUAUGAAGAUAGCGGCAUGGAGCAUAGAUAAUGAAAUACCUGGAAUUGAAUCACAUUGAAUCGUGGAAUCCGAAGGAGAGAAAGCUGGGGUGUGAUGGGUUGGGCUUCAGUCCAAAUGCAGAUGGUUAUGUUGUCCCAAUAUGUUAA
This is a messenger RNA of Cuscuta epithymum, 6268 nucleotides long. The record is from the annotation of a GenBank genome assembly. NCBI's taxonomy places the organism in Eukaryota, Viridiplantae, Streptophyta, Magnoliopsida, Solanales, Convolvulaceae.